Messenger RNA from Polypterus senegalus (gray bichir), 995 nucleotides. RefSeq names its product CDP-diacylglycerol--inositol 3-phosphatidyltransferase. Gene Ontology annotation, molecular function: phosphotransferase activity, for other substituted phosphate groups. Gene Ontology annotation, cellular component: membrane. The transcript is spliced from 7 exons. Lineage: Eukaryota; Metazoa; Chordata; Cladistia; Polypteriformes; Polypteridae. Bases 68 to 688 code for a protein of 206 amino acids. The record is from RefSeq and is a predicted model, not a curated record. Gene Ontology annotation, biological process: phospholipid biosynthetic process.
GCCCUGCAGAUUGGUCGCCUCCGUGGCAACGCCCUUAAAUGUCGCGUGUUAUUGGGUUUGAGUGAGUAUGAGGUCGGAAGUAUUCCUGUAUAUACCAAAUAUAAUCGGAUACUUCAGAAUUGUAUUAUUGCUGACUGCUUGGGGCUUCCUUAACUAUCCCCAAAUAUUUCUGCCCUGUUAUUUAUGGUUCGUAAUUCUUGAUGGCUUGGAUGGGUAUGCAGCCCGCUACCUUGGGCAGGUUUCAGAAUUCGGAGCCUGGUUAGAUGUUGCUAUUGAUAAUCUGGGAAGGGGAAUGCUGUGGAGUGCACUAUUUCAGGGUGGCUGUUUUAUUUCAGCCUUAGAAUGGUGUGUCUUUGUCUGUACCCACAGCUCAAUGGGCGCCGAGUGGAAGAGCAGAUUUGUGAGCAGCCCCUGGUGGGUGCACAGAGUUAUGGCAAAUGCUGGAGCACAAUGUUUAAGUGACUUGAUUAGAAGUUUUAAAACCACUCUUGGUGUGUUUGUGAUUGCUGGACUCCAUCUGCUGCCUGUCUGGUUGUAUUCAUUUUUCACAGGAGUGUUAACAGACCCCCUUCACCUACCUCGUAUACUGCAGUGGGUUGGAAUUGUUGUUCUUUCUGCUGGCAGGCUUUGGUGCCUGGCCAUUGAGAUUUGGUGCAUUUGGACACAUAUCAAGUUCCUUACAAGAUAACAAAGCAUCAGGGUACAUCAGAUUUAUUUCCAGACAACAGAGUUUACCAAACGUGACAUGGCUGGAAAAGCAUAUUUCAAAAUAAAGCUUGUAACAUCUCUGAACAUAUUAUAGUGCUCAACAAAACUGAUGUCCAACAAGAAUGUACUGUAGUGCCUACCCAUCAGAACUUUUAAUAAAGGGAAUACGGUGACACUGAAGUCAAAAGAGAAUCUGCAUAAUUGCUUGACAGGUUUACAUUCUUAAAACGUGAUUUAUGUUGUGUAUUUUAGUUAUGUCAAUAAAAUCUACAUGCAAGUUAACGUUA